Messenger RNA from Durusdinium trenchii, 1275 nucleotides. The record is from the annotation of a GenBank genome assembly. NCBI's taxonomy places the organism in Eukaryota, Dinophyceae, Suessiales, Symbiodiniaceae.
AUGGUCAAUGCGUUUCCAGUCUUUCAGCACGAUCUUCCGGCUUUUCUCUACUACUGGAAAGUCCUGACUUCCACGCCGGACUUAUCCACCAAGCAGUCAGGGGAUUUACUCCUGAGUCUCGAUACAGCCUUGUGGGAUGAAAAGUCCUUGGAGGACCUUCGGUCUUGGAUCGCAGAGAAAACGGGCUUGGAGGAUUUGGAAUCGGGAGGGAGGCGUCAGAGCCAGGAUUAUAUGAACCUGCCAUCCUUUCUUCCAGACUGGUUGUGGAAGAACUUGUUGGAUCCGAACGAGGCUCCGGAGGUGUCUUUGGAGAAGCUUUGCGGCUAUGCCGCGAAUCUUGGUUUGCGUUUACCAACAGAGGGUACAUUGGCCAUGCUUUGCACCCUUGCUUACCAGAAAGAUGUUCUGGCCAUGUCUGGCCACGCAAAGCAUAGGUUGCUCGAGCAAAAGAAGCCUCUGAUACGCAAGUGGCUUCAAGGCAAUAGGCCUCCUGUGCAUGUGGGGACAUUGCCGGACUCUUGGACCGAUAUUCCCGGAGAGCUUCGCAGGAAGGCGAUUCCGUCGGGGGUGGAUCCACUACCACCACCGCCGAGUCAUGUGGAUUUUUGGCGUGUUGCGAGCACGUGGCCUGUGCGGGUGUCCAACCGGAUGGCCUUGGAUGGAGCAGCUCAGGCUUCUACGCCUUCUGGCGUGGAUUCCGGAGCAUUGGGGAGGAUGGCAGAGGUGGUCCAGUCUAGCGUGCAACUUGUACAAGAAGCACAAGCCAUGGCCCGCACUGCUCUGACGUCGGUGGGCAAGGGACCUUCAGGCGAGCAGGUUAUGCUGGCAUUGGAGGAUGGUUCGGUUGACGAUGUUCCUGCCCGCAGAGCAGCUCCAGAGGUGGAGACGCCUGCAGAGCGACCAGGUGAGUCUGUGCGCGUGGGCACGGGAAAGAUCUCUGUACAGCAGCAAUUACGUGACCUGCAGACAGGUCUCACUGGAGCAGACUGCACAGAUGCCAUCUUGAAGCGUCCGGCUGCUUCGGUGGACCUGCGGAAGCGUCCGGCUACCCAGAUGGCCAGGCCAGCAGCUGCCUCCAAGGGAUCUUUGCCACGUCAGCCAUCGCGGAAGCAAAGGCCGGCUUCUGAUGACACGCGGAAGAAGUUUACUUCCAGGGCAUAUCACGCUGCGAAGAAGCGCGUGCUUCGGAGUGGAGGUAGUACAGUUGCCGCUACGGAAGCUGCUAGGGAGGCUCUGCGCAAGGCAUCGGUUCGUUGGGCUGCAGAUCAUGCGUGA